AUCCUGUACGACAUGGCCGUCUUCAUGAUAAACAUCUGUAAAUUCAAUGGCUGUGGCAUUACAUUCCCGAGGUUGGCGGACUUAAUAGAACAUAUAGAAGAUGUCCAUAUCGAUUAUGAUCCAGCAGUUGUUGAACAAAAAGAAGCGUCACAGCCUGCCUGCAUACCCCUGAGCUAUGUUCUGAGGUUUUUCACGGAGGCUUCAAAGCGGGAAAUUCACAAUCUCCCACCAGUUCCGGAUGUCCGCCGCCGAUUGCUUUCCGCGCCGAAUACGCCAUCUAUCCGAAGCAGUACUCCUACCGGUAGCGAAAUGGAUGAGGAUGAAAUGAUGAGUCCAUCUGAAGACAGCAAUGACUCGUGGACUACAGUCGAGGAGUACAGCUCCGAGUAUAUACUGCGUUAUGGUGUCAAAAUGAACGCGAGCGCAUCCACGGGCGCCUUAGGCCCCGCGGCGCAAGAAAAGCCGUUCGCGUGCCCCGUGCCCGGCUGCAAGAAGCGGUACAAGAACGUCAACGGCAUCAAAUACCACUCUAAGAACGGACACAAGAAGGAUGGCAAGGUAAAAAAGGCAUACAAAUGCCAAUGCGGCAAAAGCUACAAAACGGCACAAGGCCUUAAAACUCACUCGCUAACACAUCACAUAGCUACGCGAGCCCCUCUCGUAGUCACAGCGGCGCCCGCGAGGCCGUUGACCUUAGACGCGGACAACAAACUAGUGCGCAUAUACGACGCUCUCACUGCUAAACAACUACCCGCAUUUACUAUACCCAAACAUAAUCUCAGCAAUUUAGGCGUACUGCCUUCUUUAACUCCGACUAAUGAUAAGAUGAAGAUCGUCGCCUCACCAAAAGUAACUGUGCAGAAUGCGCAGCCUAUCCCACUUGUGCCGUCUUUCAAUGACUCGCCCAAUUAAGUUGAGCGAAGAAAUGGGUUGCCACUCCACUCACUUUAGAUUUUUUUGGGUUUGGAUAGUAAAAAUGGCGCUUUCGUGAUAUUGUUGUAUCUAUUAGCCGAAUUCUUCUCGUUAACUUAUACCCUGAGCUGUAAGAAAUAUGCUUGAUGAUGACAGGAUUCAAAGAACGGCUGUAAAUGUUUUAGGUCAUUUAGUCAUAAUUUAUAUAAGUCCUGUUCGCAAAUUAAAUGAAAACAUUGAAUGUAAAAAAAAAACAUUCGAGUACUUGGUGUUCCAAAUCAAUAAUGUCAUAAAUAAUAUUUUUUCAGGUUUAGCGCAACACACAAACAAAGAGUGCCAAACGAACUUAGUGGCGGCUGUGAAGUAAGCGCAAGUCACCGAACCCUUUGCGGAUAGUUGCGCUUUCAGCUUUCUUCACAACCGCCUCAAAAUUUGAAUCGCUUUAUCCCGUAAGGUCCACUUGCAGCAAUUUUGCUAAAACUCAAUUUAACUAGAACUACAUUUAGCCCAUACAUACAUGUCAAAUUGACGUUUUGACAUUAUUCUAUGGGUUGAAGCUUGUUUUAGUAGAUUCGAG
This is a messenger RNA of Chilo suppressalis (striped riceborer), 1489 nucleotides long. NCBI's taxonomy places the organism in Eukaryota, Metazoa, Arthropoda, Insecta, Lepidoptera, Crambidae. The record is from the annotation of a GenBank genome assembly.